Molecule: messenger RNA, 1707 nt
Organism: Centropristis striata (black sea bass)
Lineage: Eukaryota; Metazoa; Chordata; Actinopteri; Perciformes; Serranidae
Gene: nudt5
Product: nudix (nucleoside diphosphate linked moiety X)-type motif 5
Exons: 10
Coding region: 50-706 (218 amino acids)
Biological process (GO): ribose phosphate metabolic process; nucleoside phosphate metabolic process
Cellular component (GO): nucleus
Molecular function (GO): ADP-ribose diphosphatase activity
Source: RefSeq, a predicted model, not a curated record
CCUCUCUCUGCUUCUACUACGGGAGAUUUCACUUGUCCGGAAAUUGAAAAUGAGCAACAGCGAUGAUCCCAAAGCUCCCACUGCUCCACACGUAGUGAAGGAGGAGCUCAUGGCAACCGGAAAAUGGUUGAAGCUGGAGAAGACGACAUAUGUGGACCGCGGUGGAAACACCAGAACCUGGGAGACUGUGAAAAGGACAACGAGGCAAACCAACUCAGAAGCAGAUGGUGUUGGGAUUAUCGCGCUGCUGAAGCGGACGCUCCAUAAAGACUGCGUGGUGAUGGUGAAGCAGUUUCGUCCUCCUAUGGGAUGCUACACUCUGGAGUUUCCUGCAGGGUUGAUUGACGAGGGGGAAAGUGCAGAAGCUGCUGCACUGAGGGAGCUAAAGGAAGAAACUGGCUACAAAGGAGAAGUAGUCGGAGUCACUCCAGUGACCUGUCUGGACCCCGGUCUGUCUAACUGCACCACCAACAUCGUCAUGGUGAACAUCAACGGAGACGAAGGGGAGAAUAUUCACCCGACACAGCAGCUCGGUGAUGGAGAAUAUGUCGAUGUCAUCCUUUUACCUCUUGAUGAAUUCCAGACGAAAAUAGAUGAUCUGAUGAAGAAAGAAAAAAUCGUGGUGGAUGCUAAAGUGUACAUCUUUGCGAUGGGGAUGGUUCAGGCCUUCUUUAAGCCGAGGGAGCUCCCCGUCCUGAAGCAGUGAAGGAACAUGCUCAGGAUGAGAAUGAGAGGAAGAAAAAGUAUUUCCUGUUACAUAGGGCUCCUGCACAGCACUGAUGAAUUGGUAUUAAAGAGGAACCAGAGGAUUUCCAAAUUGUACGAAAAUGUGCUGUUACAUUGUGGUCUUAGACUAAAUGUAACUUCAUAUUGUAAAAUUUGUUCCCAUGAAGAUUAAUGACCAUCCAUAAACAAUAUGGAAGCUAGAACACAACUUUGUGUAUUAAUCAUACUGGACACUUAAAUCUAAUUAUGAAAUCAAAGUAUUAGAAAGUGAACUAUGAAGGAGCCCGACAAGUACUGGACCACUUUUUGUUCUCAAGGCCUGAAACAUAGUCUGGUGGCCAAUGAAUUGUUUGCACACUUAACACAGAAUAUGUUCCAGCCUUUAGUCUCAAAUGCCUUACUUGACAAAUAGUCAUUUCCAGGUUUUAAUGAGAUUAUAUGUAGUUUAAUGAGAUGCAAUUUGUUGUAACUUUUAUUUAGUGAUCUUGAAACAUUCCUAACAUAAUGUGAGGCAGAAACAAAUCAACCACAGAACACUUUUUCUGGAAAAAUCGGCUAUUGCGGAGAUGCAAUCCAAGUCUUACUUAAUAUAGUUUGGUGUAUUCUUCUUUUUCUAUUGUAAAAUUCAUCAAAUCAAUCUGGGAUCCUUCUGGAUUUUUCCUCAAGGCAUCCAAGGGGCCAAAGAAGCUCAUUAACUUUAGAGAAAGAUGAAAACUUGGCCAUUAGUUACAAAAUAACUCAUGCAGUGUGAUAAAAGUUACAUGUAGUAUUUGGUUGCUAUAUUAACAAUGUUAAUUAUAUGAGGGGGGAUUACUCCACUAAUGUAUGACCAAGGUACUGUAAUAAUAAAGGUGGUAACAUAUUAAUAGGCAAUCAUCCAUGCUGUGCCCUCAACUUCAUUAUGGUUCAAUUAACUGGACAUUGAUGCUGUACUUACAAAUUACUGACCAAGGAAUAAAUGUGAUAGUAUUUUUGCUCUUA